AUGGCUACCUCUAUCACAACCCAGAUAUCCACCCUAAAACAGUACACAGCCUGCGACAUAGCAGAUGCGCUCCUUAAACUCUCCAUUCCCAACGCCGGAUAUCUCCCAGACCUGACUCUCCGCACAUCCGUUACCUCCACCACCAACACCCCACUCAUCGCCCCGGCAUCUACCGUGCUCUUCGCUUCCAAAUCGAAACCAGAAGCUAACGCCAAUUUUCCGGAAAGCAAUAUUCCUAAAGGGCAGCAUUAUGUGGAUUUAACGGAGAAAGGCACGAUUGUAAUUACACAGCAACCAGAGGGUCAGCAAUGUGCGGUUCUAGGCGGCAUCAUGGCGCUUAGGAUGCGGAUGAGGGGGGCUGUUGGGGUUGUGGUGUUAGGACGGGUUAGGGAUCUGGUUGAGUUGGAGAGCACUGGACUGCCUAUUUGGUCUAGAGGAACUUCGAUUGUAGGAACCGGCGCCGAGGCCAAACCACAUGCUAUUCAAGUCCCUUUGAAUAUCGAUGGGACUGUCAUCAAGCCUGGAGAUCUUGUCUUCAGCGAUGCUACGAAUGGUGUGGUUAUUAUUCCGCAGGAGAAAGUCGAAGAAGUUGUUGCUCUUUUGCCGAAGCUUGUCGAGGCUGAUGAGCGAGUUAAGGAAGAUGUUGAGAAAGGCAUGAGCGUGCAAGAAGCUUUCAAAAAACAUAGAGGAUAA
Messenger RNA from Lachnellula hyalina, 693 nucleotides. It is a transcript of the gene YER010C, whose product is annotated as 4-hydroxy-4-methyl-2-oxoglutarate aldolase. Lineage: Eukaryota; Fungi; Ascomycota; Leotiomycetes; Helotiales; Lachnaceae. The transcript has 2 exons. The coding region runs from base 1 to 693 and encodes 230 amino acids. The record is from RefSeq and is a predicted model, not a curated record.